CGACAUUCGGUUUAAGUUAGUUGAGUUGAUUGUAACUGAAUGGUGCGGUGCGACGUCGCGUUAUUAUUGUACAAACAUUUUCAACUUUACUGUUUGUGGUUUUGUUCGACAUUAUACUCGAAAAUAAUUUUUAUUUUUUUUUGUGUGUUCAUUAAAUAUUCAAGUGAGGCAGAUAGCGCAUAGAAAUUUGGAUUAACGGUUUUUUUUAGUUGAUUUUGAGUGUGUAAAAUUUGUUUAAAGAACGUUAAUUUUAUUGUGAACGAUGUUAUGAAUUGGAAAUGAAGUAGUUCGGCUGAAAUUGUUAUCAAACAAUUGAAGUUAAGUACACGACUUCAAUUAAAUAAGUUGUUGUCUUAUGGUUUAUUGAAUUUAAGUAAUUCGGAUAUUCGAAAAAAAAACAGUGGAAAAAAGCACUUUUUAAAGCGAAACACUUAAACUGUUUGUGGAUUCACGUUCAUCGUUACGGAUUGUGAUAUGUGAACGAUAUUAACUGGAAAACUCUUCGUUGAUUGAGUGAAAAUUAUAUCAAUAUUACAAUAAAAGUCGAUUAAAUUAACAGUUAAACAGAUUUGCAUUAAUAAAUGCAAAUAUUAGCUUUGUUGUGUGCAACAGGUCGAUAUCUGAGUGUGUGACAAAUCGAUAUUUUUUCGGUGUUUGUUAAUAUUCUGAAUACUCUUUGCAUAUGUACUUACAUAAUAUUGGAUAUUUUAUUCACCACCACACAGGAUAUGCGAACGGCAGAAACAAAAACUGGAUUAUUUUACAUGUUUAAUAAAAUUUAUUGGUGAAAAUUCGCGUUGCAUAAGUGCUCUUCAGGAAGCUACCGUAUUGAUUCAGCUCCAAUCCAACUUUACAAACAAUUACAUCCCCUUUGGUCGAGUGAAACAGGAUGUUAAUACUAGAUGGCUGCAGUUAGCCAACAUGCAAUGCGGCGUCAUCCAGGAGGACCUUUGGAUCCUUCGCCAUCAUUCGGAUCAACACCGUAUUUUGCCAUUGCUCACCAACAACCCCUCCCAGUGGACAAAUCAAAGAAAUCAUGGAGCCAACGAUUAAAGAUCACAAAAUCCGACAAACAGCUAAUAUACAACGAUGUCGAGCCGUUAGCCCAAAGUGCUUUGUCUCGUUCGAUGAAGUAUGCGGAACCAUGGCUAUAUGGAACCAUACGCGGAAUACCAGCGCCGUUAGCCAAUCGUCAACAAAUGUUCCCUCAGCAUAUGGCCGAAUUGGCAGUCGUUGUCUGUUCAUGUCCUGAAUACUUAAAUGGUACAAAAGUAGAUUUUAAGAAGGCCACCAUUUGCAAAAAAUGCCGAGGAUCUCGUUUACCGCUGGCACCGAUGGGCGGAACAAUGCGUCUGCACUCAACAACGCCAAUAAUGCACGCUGCCAGAGGUAGUGCUGGUACAGUGAGACUACCAUCAUCGUACAGCAUGAAACAAAGACCAUCCAUUCUGAAUUCGGAAAAUGAUCCAUACGAUAUGAUGCGCAGAAAUCGAUUAGUUUCGCCUGAACUACAAUCAUCGGCUAAAAAAGCAAAUAAAAAUCGCGCAAAAAGCUCUAGUCCAUCGCGGAGUAGAAGUCGCACCAGAAAAUCUUCAUCGCCCGUAUCAAAAGUAUCAAAUAGUUCGGAGAGCCGCAGUCGUAGUGUUAGUCGUAACAAUGUAAAAGAAUGGAAUGAAUCCGAAUCGGACACCGGUCGUCGUUCAAUACUACAGUGUGAAGUGAACGCUUAUGAGUUGAUCUCAAAUAUAUCGCAUAACAACGAGUUUUCACCUGCGCAUGAUGAAUACGAUGUUCAGAUCAGAGAUAAAGCGAGUGACUUAAAUGUAACGGAAUUGGCUGGUCAACGCAUCAGAAUAUCGGGAUCGAUGAACAAUUCGACGCACGAGGAUGUCGAUGCAUUUAUUUACGAACCUAUUUCGGUCAUCAAUGAACCUAUGAGUUAUGAAGACAAUUUCUUUCAAAAUUUAUCGUCACCAAAACCAUCCGACGAUCAUGUCUUACCGACCCGCCCUCCUCGUAAUAAAACUCAAGAUCCAUCCAGUUCGAUUUCCAAUUCAACGGAAAAUGAAAGUACUGAUACUAGUCCAAAAAGUGAAUAUAUGCUUACAUCAGCUACAUUGUCUCAUUUAUCAACCGAUGUAAUUACAAAUUAUCCAACACACACCAUCAAAUCAAUACUGAAACGUCCACUAUCUUCACCGAACCAAACACCUGCAAUUGAAUACAAUAAACCCAAACCAAGUACAUUAAUGUUAGCACACAAAAACCGGCCGAAAUCAACAUCAUCAUUGGUCGAUAAUACCAUUGCCAAUGGCAAAAUAAAUAUUGUUCCAUCAGCCGCCAAAACCGUAAUGAACGUCGAUUAUAAAAAUAUUAAUUUUCAAGAUAGAGAAAAGCGUCAUUCAGCGUCAGGCUCGCAAUUUUAUAUACCUAUGCCACAACGAAAAAAGGUACAAUUUUUGGUUGAAAACGAAAUUAUUCACGACGAUACAAUCGCUGCUGGUGAAAUAAGCGGUACUAAUGCAUCUGAAUACAGCGACGUAGACAUAUCAUCGACUCAAAUUGCAACGAAUAAUUCGAACGAUUAUGCUGAUUGCAUAGACAACAAUAAUGACCAAAUGAAUGGAUUUAAUCGAAAUGAACGUAAUGCUAUUGUUGAAAAAGUGGAAAACUGUUUACCCGUUGGCUGUAGUUCUUCGGUGAAAUCCAUUUCUUCGGAAAACAGUACACUGAAUAUUAAUGGGACCGUGGAUUUAAGAUGUAUCAGCAAUGUUGAAGAAGACAACAACCUUCCUUCCAGCCUCAAAUCGAUACUACGCCGAUCGCUAAGCGAUAGACGUCUCUCCGACACUACAUUAGCUGCAACUGUAAAUGUCAUUUUCAACGACACUACGGCACUGAGAUCUAAACCAAGUAAAACAGAUUCACGGAACAUAUUCCAAGAACUGUCACCAUCAAAUGUGAGUCGACCGAGAGACCCUCCGCCGCCGCCACCAUCAAUGCAAAAAUGUAUUGAAAAGACACCGGAACGACCGCCUAGACUCGCUGGACGUAGAUCUGCUAACUACAGUGGCGAGGAAAAGUCAAAGAAAACUGAUAGAAUUUACGAAGAGUUCUGCUUUACAUCACCAACCGUGACCGUGAACAAUCAUAACCAUGUGGAUGAAAUGGUUGAGCUGAAGGUUUCCAAUGCUAGAAAUAUAGCACCAGUGAGCGAUGAGAAUAACGAACAAAGGAAACGAAUUCAAGCGAACAUCGAAGCAUUUCAAGGAUCAAGGAUUUUCGGGAGUGUUAAUAAGAAAACCGUUGUGAAAGUGGCACCGUUGAUAAUAAAUCGAGAAUCUGUUCAUCGCCUCGAAAUCAAAAACGAUGAAGAUAGUCAAAACGAAAGUAAGAAAACCUCCAUUUUGAUCAACGGCGAUGACUGUUAUUCCACUAUAAAUGUUAACGAUGACACGCCUUUAUAUCAAUCGUCCGUUGUUGUACAUGAUUCUUGCACCUCGCCAGCCUUCACAAAAUCAAGUUCAAACACGGUUUCAAUAAAUGUUACUACGCCACAGACACCGGAGGAGCAGCUGACUUAUCACAACAACCAAAUAAAUUCUUUAUUGAGUAAGAAUUGUGCAAAAUCCAUAAUUCCAAUUAAUGAUUCUCUCAACGGAAAUGUGACCCAAAGAAUUUUAACCAAUCCGAAUCAGACGAGGACACUAAUAACUCUCGAUUAUUCGGAUAGUAAUAUAAGCUGUGACAAUGGUACUGACACAAAAUCCGAAAAUGAAUUAGUUUUAUUGCUGCGGAAUCCAGUGGAAGCUGUAAAAAGGAAUCUAGUACCACAUGUGUGCGGAAAAAUCAUCGAUAAUGGCAUCCAGUCGACUGAAGAUCACCCUGAAAAGCAGUCGAAAAGUGGAAGAUUGGCUGAAAAAUUGCUUCAAACCGACAGCACAAGUUUCAUUUCGAAACUACUUGAAGAUCCAACUCUGGGACAUUUGGCUGAAGGUUUGGACUACGAGCUUGUGGCUAAACUCAUUGAAAAUUCCUUGGUUAGAUUGAAAGAGAGUCGCAACAGCUUAGACAUGAGUGGUACCAAAGACGAAAAAGACAUGAACAAACUGAUUGAAACUUCGCUACAAAAAGUUAAAGAAGAAAGACAAAAAAUGGAAAUCCACAAGUCUGAUAUGGAAAAACCGGAUGACGACAACAAAAGUAACCGGGACAGCAUGAGUUCGGGAAAUAGUUUCAGUUCAGCCAACUAUGAGCCAUACGAUUUUGAUGGGAACGAUUUGUCGGACUGUUAUCAAAGUUGUUCAAGUGAAUUAACAGCAGACGAAGAUGGUAACAUGACUAGAACCAAAUUUUAUCAAAUGUUGGUUGAUGCAACGUUAUCCGAGAUUGAAAUAUCGACAAAUAUAGAAGACGAUCACCACUACGAAUCAAUUCGACUGAAUGGCGAUCCAAUUUAUGAAGAGAUCAGUGACAUUCCUCCACCACUUCCAUUAUGUCCACCACCCAACGACGACGCAGAACUUGAUAAAAAGAAUGCCAAGUCAAUGUUUGAGGGAGCGUCUAAGUAUGACAUUUUAUCGUACUUAGUUGACGCUAAGGAACGUGGAAUAGUUCCAGAAGACUCUUAUACCUACAAUUUCGGUAACAGCGCAGACGUGAUAAUAGAGGAAGAGAAUGACAAAGUAUCUGGACGGUUACACAACCGACAGAGUUCGGAUAUUAGUUGUAGGAUAAGUCACAUUUCCAGUAACAGUGAUGUAAGCGAUGAGGCAUCGUUAAAACAGUCAGCCCAGCGAAAAAGUUCGGCAGACAUUGAACGAAAUGAUUCGGGCGUUGGAUCUGAAACUAGUAAAACGUCACGCAGUAAAUACCAAAGUUUGCCCGGCUCAAUCCUGAACAAAAAUAGUCCGAUACAUUUGUGUGAGGAUUGUGAUGGUCCGGUAGAAACGCAAGUGACCGAUUCAGGUGUAAUGUAUGCUCCAUUGGUCUGUCGUAAAUGCGGAAAGAAACGAGCUGAACGAAAGGAGAUCGUAACGGAAAUUGUUGAAACAGAAGAAAAGUAUGGCCGAGACCUGCAAAUUAUUCUGGAAGAGUUUUAUCAACCGAUGUUGGUCGCUGGACUAUUAACCCAAGACCAACUCUCGACAAUCUUCAAUAACACUGAAGAAUUGCUAGAGAAUAGUCAGUCGCUUGCAGAGAAAAUGCGUGAUGCGCUGGAUAUUGCUAUGGAACAGGGUGACGACGAUCUAAUAACAGUGAACAUUGGCAAAUUGUUGCUAGAUGCCGCACCAAUGUUGCAUGCCUUCGAAAGCUAUUGUAUUAGACAGGCAGCAGCUAGUUUGUUGUUGGCUAAUAUGGAAAAAGAGAAGGAACUGCUGAGAAUAUUUUUGAGGGUCAGUCAAAUGGAAAACACCGUACUCCGGAGAAUGAAUUUAAAUUCAUUUCUAAUGGUACCAGUUCAACGAGUCACAAAAUAUCCACUUCUUCUUGCUCGCCUUUACAAAGUUACACCUACACACCUAGAGGGUCGAGAGUUGCUAAAGCAAGCGCAAGAAAAAAUCGAAUUACAUCUCAAUCACAUGAAUCGCGAAGCCAAAGAUGUACCCACAAAGUUAUGGAGACGGAUCUCUUCGUCAAGCCCGAAUCGACGAUCAUCCUGCGAAAUCGAUAUGAUCAACAUAAAACUAAGAAAAAUGGCAAUCGAUUUGCUCGAAUGGCAUCAUGACGAGGUGCGAUUUGCUAUCGAAGGUAAAUUGUUGUUCACGCAACCAAACGACAACAACUGGCGUAAAGGGCGAACGAUCAAAUUGACACCGGUGAAUGCGUUAUUAGUAACGAACGGGAAGCCAAGCGCUUCCUACAAGGUCGAAAAAGUGUUAAACGAACAGCUGAAUUUUCCGCGACACACCGGCAUACGAGAAGCAUCCUUAUUACUUGUGAGAGAGAAAUCUGGUAGGUACACAUUGCUGAGAGAGCCACUAUUUUUGGACCGAUGUAUUGUGUGUACGGAAGCUGACUGGGAAGAUUACUUUGAAGUGCAGGAGAUCUCGUCGAAGGACACAUUUAUAUUCAAAGCUGAAGAUGGCGCCCGCACAAAACAGUGGUAUGCUCAGUUACAGUAUCAUUCACAAGGGAUGGGCGCAUGGCGAAAACGGCGAAAUGCAUUAGCAAAUAUUAUGAUAAAUGGCAUGAUGAUGCGAACUUAAACAAAAAAUCCUUUUUAUUUAACAUAAAAACUUACUUUCUGAACUAUUUAAGUGGACACACAUUGUACUUAAUUUUAUUUUUAAUAUUUUAAUGUAGACUUUUAGACCGAAAAGUUUAUCGUGAAAAUAAAUUUUAUUGUAAAAU
Bradysia coprophila is the source of this 6354-nucleotide messenger RNA. RefSeq names its product Rho guanine nucleotide exchange factor at 64C (gene RhoGEF64C). Gene Ontology annotation, biological process: positive regulation of Rho protein signal transduction. NCBI's taxonomy places the organism in Eukaryota, Metazoa, Arthropoda, Insecta, Diptera, Sciaridae. Gene Ontology annotation, molecular function: guanyl-nucleotide exchange factor activity. The record is from RefSeq and is a predicted model, not a curated record.